UGCAAAUAUCAAAAAUCCACCGACCAUUUUGAAAAAAGGAGAACCGAAGUAUCCGAGUCCAGGAUGGACGCACUGUAUAAAGUACCUAAAUGCUGACGUAAGAUGGAGAAGCAUCCGAGGAAUGAACACGAAGAAGUUACAAGCCACGCAAUUUCAAUGCUCCUGGUUCAUAACGACGGAAGUCCCAGGGACGCAGAUUCGUAUUUCCUUUGAGAAACUUGAUUUCGGGGCCGACAAGAGUUCCACUUGUACACAGCAGUUUCUAGAGAUAAUUGACAUCAAGCUUGGCAAGUCCCAGGGAAGAAUAUGUGGGGAUAAACAUAAAAGGAUUGGUGAUUACGUAUCAGUCGGACAAAGAGUUCGGAUCGAUAUCCAAGGCGAAGAGGGUCUGGUUGAAAAAAUAAGAGGAAAGAAAGAACCUUUCAUUAUAAGCUAUAAACUUGUUAGAGAACCUCCUGGAUUCAGAGUUGGUGGGAGCCCGAGCAAGAACAAGGACUUAACGAGCACAGUGAAGAAAACAGUUGGAGUUGCCGUUGAUAAAACCAAUACACGAUUCACGAUAUAUGGAACAAAGAACCAGCCUGGCAAGGAUUUAACAAAUCUCACUCCAGACGACCCGAAUGAAAGUCGAACCUCUUUAACAAUCUGGCAAGUGGUUAUUAUCAUUGUCGUGGCGUUCGCCAUCAUAUCUUGCAUAAUCGGAGUCGUUAUUAAAAGAAUGAUUUUUGACAAGAAGAAAAAAGAGGAAUAUCUAAAUCUUGAAGCAAGCAAGAUCUCGGAAUCCAACAAAAAAGCAGAUGCAAUGAUUUUACCCGGGUUAGCGUCGAAGAUUUCAAUGGAUUCUGAAAAGAAACCUCCAAAAAGUGAGCACAAGCCAAAGAAAAUUAAGAAGACCCCAGAAACUCCAGCAUAUGAGAACUUGCAAAGAUCAACAUCUAAGCCAGAGGGGACUGUCAAAAAACCACCACAGAAAGUAAAACGGCAUAACUCUCACGGAGACGCUACAACGAAGACAAAAACCGCGAAGCAUCGGGCAAAGACGACAGAGAGACAAAAAACAAAAUGGCCACCAUGAAGGGUCAAAGGUCACCAAGCCAACGAAUGAGUCCACUAAAAACUGGAAAGUAAUGCAGUUGUCACUAAGUGAUACGCCAUCGAAUGAACAUCCGGUAAAACAGCAAUCAAAUCCCAUGACAAAGUCUCGAAUAAGGCCCCAUCCUACUAGCGGCGGAACAAACAGACACAGCCGAAGACAGACGAGAACAAAAACAACUUGAAACAUCGAAGCCAGACAAAAGACAAAUCAUCAGCGACACACAAACACGGCGACAAAUCACGGAAACGGAAGACAUAAAACAUCAGAAGCCUCACGAACAGACGAAAAAGUCGCGUCAAAUGACGGCCAAUAAUCUGACGAAAAAAGACGACACGCCGGCAUCUAGGCCUGACAAGUCUCUUCAAACACAGCCAUUCUAAAACACGAGCAGCGAAACUGCGCACACAAAACCAACCUCUGAUAAACCGAAACACCACAAAAGUAAUCCACACGGUGCAAAAAACUGAACAUCGUAGUAAAGAACACGCACAUAAAAGUGAAGGUGGACAGCAAAAAAGUGAGGAUAAGUCAAAGAAGCGAAAGCCAGUGAGCAGUGCUCACAAAAAAGCUACGACAUCUAACGGAAAGAAAACAACAGACAAUUCGAAAAAGCCUCACUCGAGUCAUCACCGGCACAAAAAAUCUUCGAACGAAAACAAGAAAGACCAUACUGAAACAAAAUCUAAAAGUGACGUAACAAAAUCAGCGACGUAAUUAUUGUGACGUCAAAACUCCAAGUAUUAUGUACCAAGAAAUGGUUGGGCGAAAAUCGAAAUUAACUAGAAAGCAUGUUAAAGUUGUGACACCAA
Messenger RNA from Styela clava, 1905 nucleotides. NCBI's taxonomy places the organism in Eukaryota, Metazoa, Chordata, Ascidiacea, Stolidobranchia, Styelidae. The record is from RefSeq and is a predicted model, not a curated record.